Yamadazyma tenuis ATCC 10573 is the source of this 1066-nucleotide messenger RNA. Its product is annotated as nucleoside-diphosphate-sugar epimerase. Gene Ontology annotation, molecular function: oxidoreductase activity, acting on the CH-OH group of donors, NAD or NADP as acceptor. The record is from RefSeq and is a predicted model, not a curated record. NCBI's taxonomy places the organism in Eukaryota, Fungi, Ascomycota, Pichiomycetes, Serinales, Debaryomycetaceae.
AAAUCCCAUCUAAAAAUCAAUUCAAAAUGUCUACUCCCGUCGUAUUUGUGUCUGGAUUCACCAGCUACAUUGCUUUACACAUUGUCAAGAAGUUAUUGGCAAGAAAAUACAAAGUCAUUGGCUCCGGAAGAUCCCAGUCAAAAUCCCAACACUACGCCGAUAUCAUCAACGACCCUAACUUUUCGUUUGUGGUUGUUGCCCAGUUGGAUGCCGAUGAUGGUUUUGACGAAGUAUUCAAGCAACACCAGGAUAUCACCUAUGUGUUGCAUGUUGCUUCACCCCUCAUCUUGGAUCCCAAAGAUCCCGAGAAGGAGCUCUUGCUCCCAGCUGUCCAUGGUACCACCAACAUCAUGAGAGCUGCACAAAAGUAUGGGCCUAACGUCAAGAGAGUAGUCAUCACCUGUUCCUACGCCGCUCACUGUUCUCCAUUAGACCACUACGGUAAACCGGACAGUAUUAUUACCGAGGAACUGUGGAGCACCAUUACCUAUGAACAAUCUUUGCAGCCACAAAACGCUUACUGGGGGUCCAAGAAGUUGGCAGAAGAAGCGGCUUGGAAGUAUGUUAAAGAAAAUCUGCCAAAGUAUGAGGUAACUUCGUUUGCUCCUCUCUGGUGUUUUGGACCUCAGGCUUAUGAGGCCAUUGCCAAGGAAAGUGUUCCUUCGACCUUAUCCCUUGUCGGGCAUGUGUUGAAGAAGGAUAACUCUCUUGCACAGGCCCUCCUUGGAUCUUUCAGCGAUGUGAGAGAUGUUGCUGAAGGUCAUGUUUUGACUAUUGAAUCCAAAGAGGCAGCUGGCAAAAGAUUGAUGUUGGCCAACGGGAGGUUUGAGCACUGCCAUAUAGUGGACUUGAUCCGGAAAAACUUCCCCCAGCUUGGGAUUCCCGAGGUGGAGGUGAUUCCAUACGACAAGGUUGGGGCUCCGACAGUAGACUGUGAAGCCACCAAGAAGUUAUUGAAGUUGGAUAACUUGAUCUCAUUGGAGCAGAGUUUGGUUGAUUCGGUCAACCAGUUUUUAGAAACCGGUGUGUACUAGCUCCUGAUAUAGAUAAAUGAACACAAGAUAGU